Molecule: messenger RNA, 2531 nt
Organism: Daphnia carinata
Lineage: Eukaryota; Metazoa; Arthropoda; Branchiopoda; Diplostraca; Daphniidae
Exons: 6
Coding region: 996-2396 (466 amino acids)
Biological process (GO): regulation of transcription by RNA polymerase II
Cellular component (GO): nucleus
Molecular function (GO): DNA-binding transcription factor activity, RNA polymerase II-specific
Source: RefSeq, a predicted model, not a curated record
GCCAUCGAGCAGGAAGAGAAGAUAGUUUUAGAACCUGUCUCGCCCUCGUCGUCAUCUUCGUCUUCAUCACCUGUGCCAGCCAUCAAAUUAAAAAGAAAGUGCCCGUCGGGAUGGACUUUAAGUAACAACGGGACUAACUCAGAUAGCCACCGAAUCUGAAGGGAGUGCCUAAGGGGUGAUUGUCCGUGAGCCGGAAAAACCAGCUUGACUGGUUUCUCGCUAGGUGGCCUCGCCGGUUGAUAUGGAAGGGAGCGCUUUGACAGCAUCUGGAAGGAAGUGGGGAAGGGGAUUAGAGGGGAGAGCCUGUAAAACACGUUUCUAUAUUUGUACCGAAAUCGAUAUCGGCGUGAGGCGAAGGGGGAGGAGAAUGCGUGCACCGUCGCCGUAACGUUCAUCUCCCAACCACCAGCAGGUGGGAGAUAGGGACCAGAGAAAUUCGAUGUCUCUUUGUCGAAGUGGAUGGUAGGUAGUUUAAUCGCCUUGUUGUGGAUCUUCUGCCCCAGUGGUUGUGUAACUAGUUGUAAGCAGUUUCAAUCAAGAAACUAAAUGUGAUCUCGUUGUGUUAUCCAAAGUUAUUUUAUGCCCUGUCCUGUACUUGGCUGCUGUUAUCAGGUGUGAUUAGGUGAUUAGCAUUUUAAGAGAUAAGGGAUACUAUAUCUGCCCAAUCUUCUGUCUUAUCUCAAAGUUCUCACUCACUUCACCGAGGCUUUUCCCAGUUCACAUUGCAUAUACUAUUGCCUCAUAUUAUAUUAUCAAACACUUUACAACCACUAUUGCAAACAUGCACAAUCUGCAUCCCCACUAGCAGGGCAUCAGCGUACAAAAAAAUGUCUCACACAACAAGAACAUACAUUGACUUUUGUGUGUACACGUCAGGAGUUUGCUCAACUGUCCCUUUGUAACUAUAUUGAAUAUCAUCUGACUUGAAUUGCUGUUAUCCAGCACUAUCCAAACUACGUCGUGGUGGUCGCUUCAAAUUAAAACUUAGAUCUUGGAUGGCCGAACCACUGGUGGUGAAGGAGGGAGACGCCAGCUUACGACUUGCCACCGAUUUGCCUCGUUUCAACUGGCUCGAGUUAAAAUUGAACCAAAAACAAGAUGGGACGAAUGGGGAAACCAACGUUUGUUCUUCCGCCAAUAACGACGGCCUUCCAAUCGUUCCGCUCAAGAUUCGCAUCCUGGAAAAGAGCUCAUACGCCGCAAGGCUUACCGAAGGCCUUUCUGUUGCUCCCUCUGUUACGAAGGAACUAGACCAGUCAGUAGCUCAACACCUAAAAUCCGACGAAGCCUCGGUACCAACAUGCACCUCAAGGUGGCCGCUCAAGAAGAGGCUCAUUCGUCAGCUCAGUCCAGUCACCAGUCCGAGGACAAGCCCAGUUGCAAGUCCAAUUACGAGUCCCGUUGCCAGCCCAGUUGUUAACAAAGUCAUUAGCCAGUUGGAUGUAAUAAAGCCAAUUUUAACCCAAACACUCGUCUGCAACGCCACACAAAUAACACAAGAAAGACUGCAGACGGAAUUACGACAAAGUCCACCCGCUCAAAGAGGACCAGUGAUCAUGAGGAAUGUUUUACCUCCCACCCCACCGGCAUCCUCUGCACCUCCCGAAUUAAUGCCAGUGGAUGCCAAUGACCAAGACAAACCGCUAGAUUUGUCACGGCGUUGUGCAUUUGAACCUGCAGCCACUCGGCUCGAAGAUAAAGCUGAAAUCGAAAUCAUCGCGAUGACAACACGGAUAAACAGCAAAGCAGUUCCUCAACCAGUUGAUUUUCAACCGUCACGACAACGACUUUCUCGCAACCCGGCUGAAAUCCAUCGAAUUCAACGGACUGAAAAAGACCUUGUCGCCAAACCGAUGCGAGAACAUACUGUCCAAAGGAAUCCGCCAAUUCGGGCACCUGAAUCCUUGUUUCCCGACUGGAGCAGAAAUGGUACCAGUGGAUUUCGACCUUACAGAGAACAGCGACCGCCUGUGGCUGUGGCAUCGACGCUCGUGAACACAAUAACUCCAACGGCCAGACCAUUUUUCUUACCUCCAUUGCGUCCACUGCCGCACCACUGGAAUAGUCUUGUUGUCCAGCAACAGCGUAACCCUGUUGUCCGUCCUGAAGUGCAGUUACAUCCAGUAGGAUCAGCUGCACCCUCAGCCGGCUUCAUAACCAGGCCUCGGCUCUUUCACCCUCAACAGGUGACGGCAGCCACAACAAAAAAAACCUUGUCUAUUGCAUCUCAUACUAUAACGACGCUUCCACCCGAUUGGUCUCUACGUAGCUGCGUCGUUUGCUCGCGGAGAGCAGAUUUUCGCUGCGCUGGUUGUCAUGGCAACGCAUACUGCAGUACCCUUUGCCAGGCUAGGGAUUGGCCAAACCAUAGUCAACUUUGCCAGCGUAACAGCUGACCUGGCCGAAAUUUUCUCUACGGAAGAGAACGCCCACCGUUUAGUUUUUUCAUCAAAAGUUUCAUGUGUUUUAUCUUUUUAUCUGUUAUUGAUGUUGUUGCUGUGGUUUUUGAAAUGAAAAAAAAAAUUAUUUGG